UACUGUGAUGGUGAAAGAGAAUGUAAUAUAACUGUUGAUGAUAAUCAUUUUCCUUCGAAUAUUUGUCCUGGUUUGGAGAAAUAUGUUUACUUUGAAUAUCAAUGUAACUACACAAGUAUGCCAUACAGAAAAAUUUGCAAUCGCUCAGUAACAUGUGAUGGAAAAAAUAUAUCGGACGUUAGUUGUUCUAAUAAUCAAUAUAUGGUGAUAAAAGUUGCAGAAUAUCGUGGAUUGCGAAAAGGAAGCAUUUGUGGCUACAGUUAUCCUUACAGUUGUAGUGUCGAUGUAACCUGUGACCUUAAAAAUUACUGUGAUGGUGAAAGAGAAUGUAAUAUAACUGUUGAUGAUAAUCAUUUUCCUUCGAAUAUUUGUCCUGGUUUGGAGAAAUAUGUUUACUUUGAAUAUCAAUGUAACUACACAAGUAUGCCAUACAGAAAAAUUUGCAAUCGCUCAGUAACAUGUGAUGGAAAAAAUAUAUCGGACGUUAGUUGUUCUAAUAAUCAAUAUAUGGUGAUAAAAGUUGCAGAAUAUCGUGGAUUGCGAAAAGGAAGCAUUUGUGGCUACAGUUAUCCUUACAGUUGUAGUGUCGAUGUAACCUGUGACCUUAAAAAUUACUGUGAUGGUGAAAGAGAAUGUAAUAUAACUGUUGAUGAUAAUCAUUUUCCUUCGAAUAUUUGUCCUGGUUUGGAGAAAUAUGUUUACUUUGAAUAUCAAUGUAACUACACAAGUAUGCCAUACAGAAAAAUUUGCAAUCGUAAGUAUUGUAUGGGCAGAUUAUAUUUUGCUUAUUAUUAAAGAGCUUCGGAACAAUUUUUGACCUUAAUGCGCAAUGGUAUGGUGCUCAUUUUUAUACUAUGUACGUUAUCAAUUUAGAAAAAUUGACACAAAUUUGAA
Molecule: messenger RNA, 894 nt
Organism: Xenia sp. Carnegie-2017
Lineage: Eukaryota; Metazoa; Cnidaria; Anthozoa; Malacalcyonacea; Xeniidae
Product: protein eva-1 homolog C-like
Exons: 3
Coding region: 118-795 (225 amino acids)
Molecular function (GO): carbohydrate binding
Source: RefSeq, a predicted model, not a curated record